Messenger RNA from Cervus elaphus (red deer), 5606 nucleotides. It is a transcript of the gene WDR31, whose product is annotated as WD repeat domain 31. The coding region runs from base 570 to 1670 and encodes 366 amino acids. NCBI's taxonomy places the organism in Eukaryota, Metazoa, Chordata, Mammalia, Artiodactyla, Cervidae. The transcript has 12 exons. Gene Ontology annotation, molecular function: protein binding. The record is from RefSeq and is a predicted model, not a curated record.
AGGGAGCCUAAACAGAGGCUAGAGGAACUGUGAUGCAGAGGCUUGGACGGGAUUCCCUCUCUGGGUCCAAUGAUAGACCUCCAUGGCCAGCCCUGACACUCCAUGAAGAUUAUCUGGCAUUGGUGGUCUUGAACACCUAUUAAUCUUAUUUUCUGGAACCUCGUCCGCGCACUGUUGCAGUAAGAAGGCGGCGGGGCGCUCUCGGCACAACUCCCGAGACACGUCCUGCGAGCGGAACCCGGGUUCAGUGGCUGACGAGGGCGCCCGGAGGGUUUUCGCAGGACUCCAGACCUAGCGACGCGCACUUCGUUGCUAAGGGCUGAGGCGCGGAGGCUGCGGAGCCUGGAGGCUGUGGACGCCGUAGGGUUCGGCGUCCUCGUUGGGCCUCAGCUCCCGGCCCGGCCGGCCCUCCGAGAUUAGGAAGUGGCUGCCUGAACUAUUUUCCAAAGGAUAAUUUUACAAAGCAGCAGGUCACCAAGUUUACAAAGUUUACAGCUUUACAAAUACGGCAGCUCACCAAGAAGAUCCUACUGGUUUGGGCGGCACACAACUUCCAGCAGCCACAAGGGAUGCUGCUACUCAGGUGCCAUCCGAAACGAGCUCUUCCCCAGAAGGUCUCGUGCAGGUUCUGUCCAGUGAUGGGGAAACUGCAGAGCAAAUUCAGACACAGCACUUACAGAUACGGGCCAGAUGGAUUUAUCGAAGAGAGGAUUCAAACUAAAGCCUUUCAAGAGUAUAGCCCGGCUCACGUGGAUACCGUCUCUGUUGUUGCUGCUCUGAACUCAGACCUCUGUGUCUCCGGAGGAAAAGAUAAGACAGUUGUGGCCUAUAACUGGAGAACUGGAAAUGCGGUGAAAAGGUUCAAAGGACAUGAGCGUGAAAUCACCAAGAUAGCGUGUAUUUACAAAUCAAGCCAGUUCUUCAGCGCCUCUCGUGAUAAGAUGGUCAUGAUGUGGGACUUGCAGAACUCCUCACAGCCAAGACAGCAGUUCUCUGGCCACACCAUGGUGGUCACUGGGCUGACCGUGAGUCCAGAUUCAUCACAACUGUGUACUGGCUCCCGUGACAACACCCUGCUCUUGUGGGAUGUGGGGACUGGACGGUGUGCAGAGAGCGCUUCAGUCUCCAGGAACCUGGUCACUCACUUGUGCUGGGUCCCCCAAGAACCUUACGUACUCCAGACCUCCGAGGAUAAAACCAUCAGACUGUGGGACAGUCGGGGGCUGCAGGUAGCUCAUACAUUUCCCACCCAGCAGCACAUCCAGACGCACUGCGCGGUCAGUGAGGACGGACACAAGUGUGUCUCCUGCAGCAGCGGCUUUGGAGGGGAAGGCUGUGAAGCCACGCUGUGGGACCUAAGGCAGACACGGAACAGAAUCUGUGAGUACAGGGGGCACUUCCAGACCGUUGCGUCCUGUAUCUUUCUACCCAGAGCUCUAGCCUCGAUGCCUGCAGUUGCUACCUCAUCACAUGACUGCAAGGUGAAGAUCUGGAAUCAAGACACUGGAGCCUGCCUUUUCACCUUGUCUCUGGAUGGAUCAGGACCUUUGACUUCCCUGGCGAUGGCCGACACCAUCUCCUUAUUGUGUGCGAGUUUCAGCAGAGGAAUUCACUUACUCAGGGUGGACCACAGCCGAGGGCUGGAACUGCGGGAAGUGGCGGCAUUCUGAGGCCAAGAGACCUUCACUGGACAAGAGCAAACUGUGGCUCCUUCUUUCUCAGUGUGACUUUGUGUUUUUUCAUGUUCUCUUGAGGGGAGGGUGAUGUGGAGCUGAUGUUUUUUGCUUAGGUUUCCUUGGAAGAUAUGUCAGUGUUAGAAGUCAGUUUAAGUCAAAAUCAGGUGUAGAGAUUAGUAAUAUGGACUCAAAUAUGGUUCUCAAUUGAAAUUAAAUCCAAGUACAAGUUUUAGUGAGCUUUGGGGACUACUGUUUAAGAAAAAUGAGUUUAUGGGCCUUUGCCUUUUGAGAUGGCCCACACUCUUGUCUGUGGAGUGUUUCUCCCAAGGCCAUCUUACCUUCUGAGAUGUACUGCAUUUUGUUCAUGGAAUGUGUGUCUUUCUUAAAAAAAAAAAAAAAAAAAAAGGUUUAUAGCUCAGAAUGAUGGAUGUGGAUGGAUGUGGAUGUAAGAGUGAGAGUCAGAACACAGGUCUGAGUCUACUGAACUGACCUUUUCCAUGUCUCCAGAAAAGAAAAGAGUAUAGUGGAGAGAGAAACCGUUGUGGUUGCCUCACAGUUAUCUAGGUGGGAAAGGUUAGUGCAGCUCCGUGGAAGAAACGGAUUGCAGACAUGAGGUUAAGCUCUAAUCACAGCCCCUUCCUUCCCAGAAGAAUCAAAGUUAGGGCAAGGAAGCAAAGCCACAGGGCGAGCGCUGCAUGAGCGGGAGACCUGAGAUGGCGGGCAAAGAGGCUGGCCGCCACAGUGCCUCGCCCGGAGUUAGACGGAUUUUCAAACCCAUUCCACGGAGGAGGGAGGGGAGAGAUGAAGGCUAAGAAGAAUUUCAUUUGUGUGUUUUAAUAUUUUUACUUAGUUUUAUAUAAUCCUUCCUGGGAAAUGGCCAGAGCGAGGCAAAGGGAAUGUCUGCAAUGACAUUGGAACACAUAGAAGUAGAAAAAUGGGCUCAGCCGUGCCAGCCACCGAGCCCCCGUCGGUGAAGAGGAGCAGACUACUCCCGUCUGUCUGGGUGGUUCCCAGGAGAUGGGUCCCGAGCCUGGUGGUCACAAGCCUGCUUUCCUCCAGGGAAAGGAGACUCACUCCUGCCUCCAGGCAAGCCCACACACAAGGCAACUGAGGCCUGGAAAGUCCCUUUCUGAUGAGUCCCACAGAGUCCUGUCUGGCCCCCUGCCUGUCUCUGAUACCAGCCGCUGGCAACCUUCUUCCAUGUCCCCCUCUCGCUCCUCUUUGGGGCCAGCUCCCCCAUGCUGUCUCCAGCCACUGGAGAGGAGCAUCUUAAGCUGAUGAUGCAAAGCAUCCAUCAGACCCAGGUUGGACCCUCCAUUUCCCCAUUCAGCUGGAUGAUCUUAGGAAAGUUGUAAAACCCCAGUUUCCUCACUUAGAAGAUGGAGCUCAUAAUCCUACUUUGCUCACAGGGCUGUUUUGAGAAUUGGACCAUGUUAAAUGCCAGGCAAGCUGUGGGAUGCUUACAGUUGGCAGCCCCGGCUCCUCGCUGCCCUCUCUGCCCAGACUAAAUGCUGUCCCUCCCAUGUGACACGUUCACCACUCCUUCACCCGUCCUCCUUAGAUCGUGACUUCUAACCCUUCGGUCAUUGUUCGGCUUCCCUGUGAUCCCUUAAGUUACAGAUCUUUGAGCCCUAGAAGGACGUGGUGAGAGAGGAAGCUGCCUCACUGAGCGCCAACAGGAGGCUGAGCGCACAUAUUCCCACGUGGUUCUUAGUACCCUGUCACAGAUGAGGAAACUGAGGCCUGGGGACAUGCAGUCCUCUGCCCGAGGUUAUACACGUGGGGAGGAAGGGGAGGAGCCCUUUGCCUCACCCCUUAGCCUCUGCAUGAUGUCACAAAGUCCACUUCAGAAAUUCUUAGACCAUGACAUUGUUUGUAUCUUUUCUAGACCAGUUAUCAACUUUUUGGCUCCAAAGAGAUCCUCCUGACAAGGGGCCUGGGAGUAGUAGACAGGUGUCUCAGGGAAAGUCCUAGCGAGUCUUAAACUAUUAGUGCUACAACUGAGCCUUUUUUCCUAGGAAGAAGAGAAUCUAAGGGAGUGGGUUGGGAGGGGGUCCCAGGGAAGACUGAGGAAAUUAAAGGGCUCUGACAAGCCCAGUUCUAUUACCAGUUAAAUCGUUUCCCUACACUCUACACCUGCUUGAUGUAAAAAUUCCUUAUCUGUGCAUUUUAAGUAGAAAAUAGAUUCAUAAAUGCACAUGUUUUUAUAAGAUUUUUCAGUCUUUUAUGCCCUAAUGCAUUCAUUUGGUCAUCAAACAUCUCAUUUUAGAGGCUAUUCCUCUAAAAUCACAUAAGGGAAUCUUCCAAAGACAACUUUUUUUUUCUUUUUUGGCCAUACCACACACAUGGCAUUCGGAAUCUUGGAUCCCUCACCAGGGAUAAAACCCAUGUCCCCUGCAGUUGAACUAUGGAGGCUUAACCACUGGACUACCAGAAAAGUCCAGCUUUUUUCUAUGAAAGUAUUUAAGCCCUUGGAAUCUGGCCAAUUAUAUUGUAAUUUUUUUUAAUUCAUAUAUUUACUUGUAUAAGUUGAAAAUAUUUAUAUAUUAAUAUUGAAUGAAAAUGCAUAGUGAUUAUUAACCACCUUUUAAAAAUAUUUAUUUGUUUUUUGUGGUGGCUUAAACUAUCUUAUGAGGUGAGGACCUUUAUUUUUUCUAAAAGGUUAAAAAUAACCUGGAAAAGGGUGUUUUCUUUAAAAUAGCUACCUGCAAGUAUUGUGAUGCAGUGAACAUCUUUGGUAUCCCCACAGUAUCGGACAAGUCCUGAUUAUCACUGACUUCCUGAACAAUGAUUAUUAAAGAAGGUUCCUGAAGAAUUCUGAGUUUACAGUCACCAAAACAGAGAUAAUAUCUGAUCUUUCAGGACAGCAGCAGAACUGUGCCUUCAGAUGUGUGUUUUCAACAUUGGUAUUGAGAGAGAUUGUUUUCAGUCUAUAAGGACCUUUGUUUUGAUACAGGAAUUGCAAGUAUAGAACUCAAGUCAUUGGUUUGUUGUUUUUUUUUUAAUAUUUUAAUGCUGAGAAAAAGGAACUUAGAUUUUUCUGAUUGGUCUUUUGAAAGAAUAAUUAUUAAACAGCAGUUUCAUCAUCAAAAACACAGCGGAGUGCUAGCUGUUCCUGAAAUGGGCGCUUCUUGGCACGGGGUUUGCAGCUAAGAUAGCAUUCCCAGCUAGGCAUGGCCAUGAGAAUAAGCUGGUGUCAGUGGAUUGGGAGUGGCAGUGAUGUGUGUGUGUAACUUCCACCUUAUAAGCACAAAAGGCACAUGUUUGUCCAGGACUUCCCCUCUGGGCCCCUUCCCCCUAGGUGUGAUGCAGACUGCCAGGAGUAGCUUCAACUAUUCGGAUAAGGAUAGGAUGGGACAGCAAGAAAGGAGGAACCAGGGCCCCAGAUAACUUCCAGGAGCUGAUCUGUUCCAACAGCCUGACUAGCUGAACUUUGACUUGAAAGAGAACGUCAUUCUCUUUAAGUCACUGUAUAUGUAUAUAUAUUUAAAUUUUUUUAGCCAUCAAAAAAACUCAUCAAGUUUAGCCAUCACAAAAUUUCAAAUGUCUUAAAUUUACAGCUGGUUGAAUUUUCAUGAACUGAACACAUGCUGGUAACCUAGAUGAAUGAGUAUGAUGCAUCCAGGGACCCAGAUGGCCUCCCACAUACACCCCUCCAGAAGUAUCUGCUCAGGAAUUUGUCACAACGUAAACUGGCUUUGUCUGCUUUCUACUUGAUAUAAAAUCGUAUUGUAGUAGAUGGAAGAUAUGGCCACAAAUUUCUCCCAUCCCUGUACGUGUGACCCUUUGCCAACUAACUUAUCACUAAUCAGCCAGUUCACUUCAGCUCAGUCGCUCGGUCGUGUCCGACUCACUGCAACCCCAUAGCUGCAGCACACCAGGCCACCCUGUUCAUCACCAACUCCUGGAGUUUAUUCAAACUCAUGUCCA